Selaginella moellendorffii is the source of this 613-nucleotide messenger RNA. RefSeq names its product keratinocyte-associated protein 2. Bases 64 to 513 code for a protein of 149 amino acids. The transcript is spliced from 4 exons. Lineage: Eukaryota; Viridiplantae; Streptophyta; Lycopodiopsida; Selaginellales; Selaginellaceae. The record is from RefSeq and is a predicted model, not a curated record.
GCCCUAGGUAAAAAGUAUAGGUAGGGCACAAGUCAAUAUUCCUCUCUUCUCUCUCACCGCGCGAUGGCUGCCGCCACUGGUGCCGCCGCCGCUCCGGCCGGAGAUCACAAGGGCAAGAGCAAGCGCAGCAGCGGCACCAGCCCGCCCAAUUCGAUGCUCUACGCAUUUCUCGUCUUUGUUGUCACGCUGUCCUUGCAGCAGAUGAACAAGAAGACGCUGGCGUCGUCGGAGCUCUACACCAUCCUGGGCGGAUUCAUCAGCUCGCUCCUCUUCCUCCUCGCGCUCACUAUGAUUGGCAACCUCCAGGAGUUACUGGGCAGCCGAACCGGAUGGGGUGCUGUGCUUGCGGCGGAGCUCAUCGCUUGCGUUGCUGCCGGGGCGGUACAUAGAGUGUGCAUCACCACAUGCUUCAUCUUCUCGCUCCUCUUCGUGUACGAAGUGAACAAGGUGUCCUUGACGGCACAGCAGCAGGCCGCGGUGACGGGGCCGGACACGAAGAAGAAAGUUCACUGACUACUGCCGGGUAGCAAUCGGUAUCUCGGUUUUUUCUUCUUGGUUGUUAUACAAACUCCUUGAGCCGCUUCACCAGCGUCUCAAAUGCCUUCCUCUUGCU